CAUGAGUCUUUUGUUAUUAGCACUCCCACAAUGGCCUUACUCUAUUGCCUUGUAGUGCAUCUGUUGUUGGCUUGUUUGUGUGAUGGCCAGGCUUCCCAGGUGGGCCCUUUUUCCCAGCUGUCAAGUCAGGAGUCUUUACUACAGCCAGUCCAGCAAGCUGCCCAGGAGCAGUCUUCUCUGGUAGCAAGUGAAGUAGCUCAAAGGUCCCCUUCUCUCCAGCUACCCCAAGGAGUGUCUUCUCAGCAGCUUUCUUCAAUGAGGCUAAUGCAGUUGGAUCCCCUGGCACAGAAUUCUAACUUGGCUCUACCAGUUGAGCCAGUGUUUGUGCUGCCAUACAGCCAGCCUUCUGUACCAGUUUCCCUGGUGCAGCCACCAGCCCAGGUUCCACCUGCUGUGAAACCCCAGUGGCUUGCUGCUCCCUCUGGUGUGAAGGUUGAAUGCAGGGAAGACUCGGUUGUGGUAGAGGUGCAGCAGGACAUGCUGAGUAAUGGCCAGCUCAUCCAGCCCUCAGAAAUCACCCUGGGAGGUUGUGUGCCAGUUGGACGGGAUCCCUCCAGAGGGGUUCUGCUGUUUGUGUCAGAGCUACAUGGCUGUGGAAGUACGCUGAUGACGAUGACCAAUUCCCUGAUCUACACUUUCACAUUGGUGUAUGUGCCCGAGGGACUCGGUUCCACCCCUAUUGUGCGGUCUCAUGGUGCGGUGAUUAAUAUUGAGUGUCAUUACUUGAGGAGGAUCAAUGUGAGCAGCAAUGCUGUGAUGCCAUCAUGGGUACCCUUCUCUGCUGCUCUGUCCGCUGAGGAGCGUUUGGUGUUCUCGCUCCAGUUCAUGACCGACAACUGGGAACUGGAGAGGGCUUCAAACAUCUACUUUCUGGGAGACAUCCUGAACAUAGAAGCUUCUGUAGUUGUGGCCAACCAUCAGCCUUUGCGGCUGUUUGUGGACAGCUGUGUUGCCACCUUGGAACCUGAUGUGACAUCUGUCCCCAGAUAUGCCUUUGUGGGGAACUAUGGAUGCCUGACUGAUGCCAAGGUGACUGCAUCCCGCUCCCAGUUCCUCCCCAGGAAGCAGGUCAACAAACUCCAAAUGCAACUGGAUGCCUUUAGGUUCUCGCAGGAGACCAGGAGCUCUAUCUACAUCACAUGCAUUCUGAAAGCAACCAUGGCUUCCAAAAGACCUGAUCCCCAGCACAAGGCUUGUUCCUAUUCUGUGUUGGCAGAUAGGUCAGUUCAGUUGAAUGUCAGUAGUUCUGUUGUAGAUGCUACAGAACGUCAGUGGUUUCCUGUUCAUAGGUGGGAAUCUGCAGAUGGCGAUGACCAAGUAUGUGGCUGUUGUGACACAAGCUGUAAUGUGAAGGGAAGAAGUGUAGCAGAUUUCCAAGGAAAAGCUGUUGCUGGACCCAUUAUUGUUCAGGAUCGCUAUUAGCCAGGCCAUGAGGAUAGCUGCGUCUGGGGGGGAAACGGCACCAUGGCAACACUUGUAGCUGCAGCAGCUGUGCAGUGUAUAUCUCAAAGGAUCUCCCUUCACGGCCUGAAGCGAAGGCUCAUGCAGUCGUGUGUCGUUCUGAAACUUGUCCUUGAUUCUUGAACUGACAAUUCAGAAUAAACCUUCUUAACAAAA
Molecule: messenger RNA, 1617 nt
Organism: Scleropages formosus (Asian bonytongue)
Lineage: Eukaryota; Metazoa; Chordata; Actinopteri; Osteoglossiformes; Osteoglossidae
Product: zona pellucida sperm-binding protein 3-like
Exons: 7
Coding region: 31-1422 (463 amino acids)
Biological process (GO): binding of sperm to zona pellucida; positive regulation of acrosome reaction; egg coat formation
Cellular component (GO): extracellular matrix
Molecular function (GO): acrosin binding
Source: RefSeq, a predicted model, not a curated record